Molecule: messenger RNA, 474 nt
Organism: Olea europaea var. sylvestris
Lineage: Eukaryota; Viridiplantae; Streptophyta; Magnoliopsida; Lamiales; Oleaceae
Product: probably inactive leucine-rich repeat receptor-like protein kinase At5g48380
Exons: 2
Coding region: 1-474 (157 amino acids)
Source: RefSeq, a predicted model, not a curated record
AUGGAUUGGCCUUUAAGGCUCAAAAUAGCAAUUGGGGUUGCAAAAGGAUUUACAUGGCUACACCACAACUGCAAUCCUUGUAUUAGCAACCGAAACACAACUACUCUAAAAGGGGAUGUCUAUAGUUUUGUGAUCGUGCUUCUCGAGUUAGUAACAAGCGAGAGAUCGACCAAUUUGGCUAAAGCCCCAAAGAGAAUUAAUAAAAGAUUUGUAGAUUGGAUUUUUCGGCUCUCUAGAGCCUAUGUACUUCUAGAUUCAAAUUUUCGGUCCUUUGUUGGAAAGGGUUAUGAUGGUGAGCUUUCUGGAUUUCUUAAUAUUGCUUGUAGCUGUGUGCUGACUGAUCCCACCAUCUUUGAAGCGUGCAUGUUUUUUAGAGCUAUUGAACAACAGUAUAAUAUGGCAACGAAAGAUGACAUCUUGUUGCCAUUUGUAGAUGAUCUUGCUGAUCAACUAGAUGAACUUAUUAUCACUUGA